AUGAGUGCCCACUGCUUCCCUAUCCUUCUUGUCCAUGCCUGGUGGGCCCUCCUCCAGCCUCGCUCCGCGAUAGUGGCCGCCUUUCCUCUGUGGACACGGGGGCAGCCCUCGUCACCGUCCCCUCUCGCUUACAUGCUGAGCCUCUACCGAGACCCGCUGCCUCGGGCGGACAUCAUCCGCAGCCUCCAGGCGCAAGAUAUGGAAGUGAGUGGGCAGAACUGGACCUUCGCUUUCGACUUCUCCUUUCUGAGCCAAGAAGAGGACCUGGCAUGGGCGGAGCUCCGGUUGCAGUUGCCCCGCCCUAUGGACCUCCCCACUGAGGGCCCACUCACCAUUCAAAUUUUCCACCAGGCCAAGCUGGACCCAGAGCAGGAGCCAGCGGACUGCCUGGAGCGAGUACGGAUGGAGGAGUUCACUGUCACUCCGUCUCAGGUCACUUUUUCCUCGGGCAGCACUGUCCUGGAGGUCACCAGGCCACUCUCCAAGUGGCUGAAGAACCCCAGGGCACUGGAGAAGCAGGUGUCCAGUUUGAAAGGAAAGUGCUGGCAUCAGUCCCGCACCCUGCCUGUCACUGCCACCAGCGCCAAUGUGCUCAUGCUGUACUCCAACCGGCCUCAGGAGCAGAGGCAGCUGGGUGGCGCCACUUUGCUCUGGGAAGCCGAAAGCUCCUGGCGGGCCCAGGAGGGACAGCUGUCUGGAGAGAGGGGCCGAUGGGGCAGAAGGCACCGCAGACAUCACAUGCCAGACAGAAGCCAACUGUGUAGGAGGGUCAAGUUCCAGGUGGACUUCAACCUGAUUGGCUGGGGUUCCUGGAUCAUCUACCCCAAACAGUACAACGCCUAUCGCUGUGAGGGCGAGUGCCCUAACCCUGUAGGGGAGGAGUUUCACCCUACCAACCACGCCUAUAUCCAGAGCCUGCUGAAACGCUACCAGCCCCACCGGGUCCCUUCCACAUGCUGUGCCCCUGUGAAGACCAAGCCACUGAGCAUGCUCUACGUGGACAAUGGCAGGGUGCUCCUGGAACACCAUAAGGACAUGAUUGUGGAGGAAUGUGGGUGCCUCUGACAGAGCCAGGGCAAGUGCUGAAUCCGCUUGCCCUCCACAGUGCUGGUAAACUCCAGGGAGAUGCAUAGUGCCCAUCCAGGGAGC
This is a messenger RNA of Arvicola amphibius (Eurasian water vole), 1149 nucleotides long. RefSeq names its product nodal growth differentiation factor (gene Nodal). The record is from RefSeq and is a predicted model, not a curated record. Bases 1 to 1065 code for a protein of 354 amino acids. The transcript is spliced from 3 exons. Gene Ontology annotation, biological process: SMAD protein signal transduction; BMP signaling pathway. NCBI's taxonomy places the organism in Eukaryota, Metazoa, Chordata, Mammalia, Rodentia, Cricetidae. Gene Ontology annotation, cellular component: extracellular region. Gene Ontology annotation, molecular function: growth factor activity; cytokine activity; type I activin receptor binding.